Molecule: messenger RNA, 1015 nt
Organism: Lolium rigidum
Lineage: Eukaryota; Viridiplantae; Streptophyta; Magnoliopsida; Poales; Poaceae
Product: indole-2-monooxygenase-like
Exons: 3
Coding region: 1-813 (270 amino acids)
Molecular function (GO): oxidoreductase activity, acting on paired donors, with incorporation or reduction of molecular oxygen; monooxygenase activity; heme binding
Source: RefSeq, a predicted model, not a curated record
AUGAGGGGGGAGCCACCCGCGUACGUGAGUCAAGCGACCGAUCGUGUCAGGUCUCAGGUGCGACCGAUCGUGUCAGGUCUCAGGUCCUUCUCCAUGACGCGAGGUCUGCACUUCAUCGACGUCUUGCUUUCCGUUCAGCAAGAGUACAACCUCACGAAAGACCAUAUCAAGGCUCAGUUGACGAUCAUGCUUGAAGCUGGCACGGACACAUCAUUCAUAGUGCUAGAGUACGCCAUGGUCCGGCUCUUGCAAAACCCCCACCUCAUGGCCACGCUACAAGCCGAGGUGAGGAACACCAUACCCAAGGAAAAAGACAUGGUCACCGAAGACGAUCUCACCGGUUUGGCCUACCUGAAAGCGGUGAUCAAGGAGACGCUCCGGCUCCACAUGCCAGCUCCGCUCCUCGUGCCCCACCUAUCCAUGGCCGGCUGCGACAUCAACGGCUACACCAUACCUUCAGGGACGCGCGUCAUCGUCAAUAGCUGGGCUCUCGCGAGGGAUCCAAGCGGCUGGGAGAGCGCGGGGGAGUUCAUGCCCGAGCGCUUCUUGGAAGGCGGCAGCGCCGCGGCCAUAGACUACAGGGGGAACGACUUCCUCUACCUCCCGUUUGGGGCCGGCCGAAGGAUAUGCCCCGGCAUCAACUUCGCCAUCGUGACCAUCGAGAUCAUGCUGGCGAAUCUCAUGUACCACUUCAACUGGAAGCUACCGUCUGGAUCGGCGCAGGAGGGUGGCAUCAGUAUGGCCGAAUCAUUUGGGAUCACUGUGCACCGCAAGGAGAAGCUCCUCCUUGUUCCUCUCCUGCCGCAAGACUAAUAACUUUGUGCUUCAUGUAAGGUCUUGUGCGUUUUGUGCGCACUAGAUUGAGGACUCUAAAUAGAUUAUCUACUACAUAUCGCAAUAAUAUCGUGCUUUUGGACUUCCUGGUAAGCACAUGUAUAUUAUUGAAUAAAGCUGAAGCAGCCUGUCCUCUCAGCUAGACUGGAGGGGGAAAGCCAGCCUCCAUCAAAUCCUAUGU